Molecule: messenger RNA, 1935 nt
Organism: Perca fluviatilis (European perch)
Lineage: Eukaryota; Metazoa; Chordata; Actinopteri; Perciformes; Percidae
Exons: 7
Coding region: 379-1935 (518 amino acids)
Source: RefSeq, a predicted model, not a curated record
CCUCGAAAGAGCAUCUGAGCAGCAGCGGGAAAUAGUUGAACAGAACAUUACAGAGACCAUCUCUCUGCAAACUCAAACUCAGGACGCGGAGAUUGAACCUGAACCUGUCGCCAGGACCACGCGUCCCACUGUACGAUUCAGAGGACGGAGGGGUAUUCAUCGAGUGAGAUAUGUCAGGGAGAGGCCUGAACCCGUCAGAGAUGCUGUACUGAGGGGCAAUCGCCGAGCCCAGAGAGUGAGAGAUCCGGAAAGCAAGGUGGAGAUCCUCCAAAAGCUGCUGACAAUUGUGCAGACAAUUCUUCAAAUGUAAAAGUUGUAAGGUGUUAGCUGUGACAUUUUGUUUUAUUUUAUUUUAUUUUAUUUUUAAUCACAUGCAAAAUGGAGCCUGACCAGUCUUGUAUAAUUCCCAUACAAUUAGUUAUUGCUGUAGACGAUGUAAACGGGGAUCCACUGCGUUUUGUAACACCAGCGCUUGCUGAAGCCAUCCAAGAGUUAAAUCAUAAUAAUCCCCACCCAGACAAUCGUCCUGAUCAACCUCAUUUAAAUAACGGCAGCACAGAGACAGCACAACCAGAGCCUGCGAGUGAUUACUUUCAGCCGUUAGAAAGGGCCUUACAAGAGCUUGAUAAUCAUAACCAUAAUGACAUUCAACCGGUAGAAAAUACCUUAUUACAAGAGAUUGAGAACCAUGACAUUCCCCCGUUAGAAAACCCCUUACCGCCAAUAGACCCCCAUGACAUUCAGUCGAGGAGACGCGAUCGCUUUGGGAAUUUGGAAUUCCGUCAGACCUUUAAAGUACCUCCCAUAGCGAACGUCGGGGAUUUGGCGCAAUUUUAUGAAGAUGUUUUGAAUCAUUUUAACGCCUUAGCUGAGAGAGUGAGACCUGAGGUUAGACCUAAUGACCUCGUACAGGUUGAAAUAAUAGCGGAAAAUGCACAGGAACACGAUAUCAUUCAAGUCGGUGAUACGGGCGUUGACUUUCAGAACGUUUUUGAAGGGUUACUGGAGAGAUUGAUACAAUCUAACAGAGAGCUAGACGCUGACUCACCACUGGAAGUAGUCAUUCAAGUUGUCAAAAAUCCUAGGGGCGGUGCUGGUGAUAAGCGAAAACUUAAAAAAACUCUGGUCAGCGAGAUCGUUAAUAAGAAAAAAAAACACUUGCAUGUAGUGCCCAACGUAAACAAUAAACUAUGCUUUACCAUCAGCUUGGCUCUGCUCAUCAACACCGACUUCACCUACAUACAAGCCGUCGAGCACGCUAGAGAGCUUCAUCAUUUAGCGGGUCUGACCGAAGCCACCGCAGUAGCUUUCAGUCACAUCAAUAAAUUUGAACAGAUAGUAAACCGGAAAAUUGUAGUCUUUUACAGAGACGCAGAGGACCGCGCUCUCUCGCAUUUUGAAACACAAUACCCCAAAGUCCAUGACCAACCUCAUGAUAUCUGCCCAAUGACAGGGAUCGCCUUUGAGGAAAUGCAUUCGGCUAGCCAGGAGAAGCUGCAUCAGUUGAGGUCCACGCAUGGACUGCAUACAGAGGUGAUGACGGAGCAUGCGUGGACUCUGAUGAAAAAAACACACGCGGGGGUGCGAGAGUUUAUGAAGAAAUAUGAUCCACCUGAACCUCUGGCUCCUCGAGCCGCACUGUACGGGGGGCGGACCAGCGCGCUGAGGCUACGAGCUCUGACCGGAGUUUGGGUCAGUGCAGAGCUGCACAAAGCGGUACAGAUGGGUUACAAGGUGUCGAAACUUUCUGAGGUCUGGCACUUUGAGGCACAGAGCAGCAAUCUUUUUGUCGAGUACAUUCACACCUUUUUGAAGGGUAAACAGGAAGCUUCAGGGUUUCCGGCGGAGGCCGUGGACGAUGAGAAACGUUACAGAGUGCGCACGGGGAUACUUCCCCACCAGCAGACGACGGUUUACAUCGCUAAAACAAAAUAG